AUGCAAUUGCCGGUUCUUGGCUGCACUUUCCUCACGCUGUCAGAUCAUGAGGAAAGUACUGCCGAGAACCGGCAGUUGUCAGAGCAGGGAUCAGCACCGAUCAUCAGUGCCCUGAUGAUCGGUGCCCAGCAGUGCCACCCACAAGUUCCGCUCUCCUGUGCCCAGCACUCCGCCCACCUGUGCCCAGCAGUGCAUCCACCUGUGCCCAGCAGUGCACCCACCUGUGCCACCCAGUGUCACACAAGUGUGCCCAGAAGUGCCACCUACCUGUGCCCACCAGUGCCACCCCCACCUGUGCCCACCAGUGCCCCAGUCAGU
This is a messenger RNA of Staurois parvus, 318 nucleotides long. The record is from the annotation of a GenBank genome assembly. Lineage: Eukaryota; Metazoa; Chordata; Amphibia; Anura; Ranidae.